UCGUGUUGGGAGGUUGUGACGAUGUCGUUGGAGAAGGCGGCUUUGGCGCCGCGCCGGACGUCAUUCGUUUCCCGCGCGUUUUGGAAGAAGUCGCUGGCUCAACUGCAAGAUGAGAUCCACCGUGAUGUCCACGUUCGGUCGCUGUCGCUCUUUGACUUGAUCAUGAUUGGAAUUGGUGGGACUGUCGGCAGCGGGGUGUUCGCCACAGCGGGCUUGAUAGCUCGUUGCUACGCUGGCCCCGCAGCGGUGCUCAGCUGGAUCCUCGCGGGUAUUGGGUGUGUCCUGACGGGAUGUGCGUUCAUGGAGCUGUCGGGGUUGAUUCCUACCCACGGCAGCACGUACGCCUACGCUUACCAUGCCCUUGGCGAGUAUCCCGCAGUGAUCGCAGGAUUUCUCUUGACCCUCGAGUACGGCAUCGCAUGUGCCGGCAACGCUCGCGCGUGGAGCGCCAAGUUUGUCGUGUGGAUCAAACUCAUGUUCAACAUCGAUGGCCCAACCUGGAUGAAGCCACCAGGCACAUCCAUCGACCUCUAUGCGUGCGCUCUCAUGACUGUGUGCGUGCUGGUGGUGUGUGCUGGCAUGGCCAUAGGGAAGCGUCUCAUCAACGUCAUCACGUUGACCAAGAUCGCGGUCGUGCUGUUCAUCAUCGUCGCUGGAUUGACUCAAUUCCACGUCGAAUACUUGGAUCCGUUCCUGCCACCAUCCACCGUGAACGCCGCAACGGGCCAGGUCGUGUUUGGGUGGCCAGGGGUUAUGGUUGGAGCGAGCGCGAGCUUUUACGGGUAUAUCGGCUACGACGAAGUAUGCUGCCUUGCAGGAGAGGCCGUGAAUCCUCGUAAAAACAUCCCCCGCGCCGUGCUGGGGACGGUCAUUGGGGCGGCAAUCCUCUCUAUCAUGGCAACGCUGUCUGUGAUGGGAAUGCAGCGCUACAACUUGAUUGACGUCCACGAAUCGUACGGUGAGGCGUUCAAGUCGGUCGGGUACUUGUGGGCGAGCCCCAUCGUCGAAACUGGCGAAGUGUUGACGAUGCCGGUGGGGAUUCUUAUCGGGUUCCUCGCCCAGCCUCGUGUUCAGUGUGCGAUGGCGACGGACGGUUUGUUACCGCGAUUCUUGGGACAGCUCGACGCGUCGGGCAAUCCCCGCGUUGGCACCGUCGUCGCUGGGGUCAUUCUCAUCACGUUGGCUACGUUUGUCGAGUUCCAAGUCCUGUGGAACUUUAUUUCGCUCGGGAUUUUGUUGGCUUUCAACAUGACCAACGUGUCGCUACUCGUCGUGCGCUACGGCCCUGCGCCGACGUUGCACGUGCGGAGUUGGCAACUCCAGCUCCCGUUUGUGCUGACCCUCUUUGGCCUGACGUCGUUUCUCAGCGCAUUGCAUUGGCAACAUGGCGCGAUUGCCCCCGUGGUUGCUACGAGUCGAGGUGGGGAAGCGUAUGCAGCGUACAUGUCGUCGGCGGGCGUCCCCAUCGCAGCAGUGUGCUCCGUGGCGAUGGUGGCUGCAAUGGGGAUUCUCGUUGGGAAUCCCCCAACACAUUUCGAAGACGAGGACCUGGGGGACGAAGGCAAAGGAUUGUUCCAUUGCCCGGCGGUGCCUUACGUUCCGUGCAUUGCGAUAUAUUUCAACUGGCUGCUCGCCGUUCAGAUGCCAGGGCACACCGUCCUGAUGAUGGCCGCCUGGAUCUUGUUCGCAACCAUCACGUACGUUGCCUAUGGCACCCGCCAUGGGCUUGCAUCGACCACUCCAUCUGCAUGAUGGAAAACUCUUUGGACGACACGUGUGGCGCCGACUGUGCGCGAGAUUUGCCCCUUGUAUCCUUCGUCCACGACGCAUUUACGCUGCCAGAAAUGUAUUUGUCGUUAUAUCGAUCCAAACUGAACACGUCGCGAAGGUUGAUGGGGA
Aphanomyces invadans is the source of this 1899-nucleotide messenger RNA. RefSeq lists its product as hypothetical. Gene Ontology annotation, molecular function: amino acid transmembrane transporter activity. Gene Ontology annotation, cellular component: membrane. The coding region runs from base 22 to 1752 and encodes 576 amino acids. Gene Ontology annotation, biological process: transmembrane transport; amino acid transport. NCBI's taxonomy places the organism in Eukaryota, Oomycota, Saprolegniomycetes, Saprolegniales, Verrucalvaceae. The record is from RefSeq and is a predicted model, not a curated record. The transcript has 7 exons.